Molecule: messenger RNA, 1573 nt
Organism: Monodelphis domestica (gray short-tailed opossum)
Lineage: Eukaryota; Metazoa; Chordata; Mammalia; Didelphimorphia; Didelphidae
Gene: CDKN2D
Product: cyclin dependent kinase inhibitor 2D
Cellular component (GO): nucleus
Molecular function (GO): protein binding
Source: RefSeq, a predicted model, not a curated record
UAUUGGCCCGGCCGGAGAAUAAGGCGGGGCCUCUCAGGGUCGGGAGCCGGGCAAAGGGGACCGAUACUAAAUGUCAGUUCAUAAGAAAACAAAUACUCCGGGUUCCGAGCGGCCCACGUGGGGGCGGCGCUCCACCCCCUCACGUACUUGCUCCUGCGGCCGCUGCAGCCAGAGCUCAGAGUGAACCCCGCCCGCUCAGAAGGAGGAGGGAGGGCUGCCAGGCCUGUAGGUCGGAGAUGUUGCUAGAAGAGAUAAGCGCCGGGGACCGACUCAGCGGAGCUGCCGCCCGAGGGGAUGUGAACGAGGUGCGGCGCCUCCUUCACCAGGAAUUCGUACAUCCCGACUCCCUGAACCGCUUCGGCAAGACCGCCCUGCAGGUCAUGAUGUUUGGAAGCUCGCCCAUCGCUCUGGAGCUACUAAAGCAGGGAGCCAGCCCCAAUGUCCAGGACGGGUCGGGCACUUCCCCGGCCCACGACGCAGCGCGCACAGGAUUCCUAGACACUCUUCGGGUCCUGGUGGAGCACGGCGCAGACGUAAACGUUCCCGACGGCUCCGGGGCACUGCCUAUCCACCUGGCGGUCCGAGAAGGUCACGCAGCGGUGGUCAGUUUCUUGGCAGGGGAAUCUGACCUGCAGCACCGGGAUGCCGGGGGCCUCACACCCCUGGAACUGGCUCGGCAAUGUGGUGCCGGGCAGUUGGGGCGGAUCUUGGAGAGGCACCUCCCUACUCCUUCAUUGUGAAUGCGGGGCCCUUCAGCCACCAGGACAGCUGGAUGCCACUUGGCACUGGUGGGACCAGCCCUAGGAAGCCCCGAAACAAGAAUAGGGAAGGGUGGGGGGGUAUCUGUGUCUCUGGGUGGAUGAGAAUGGUCAUUUCUCUUCCUAUUCCACACCUACCCGAGUGCCGAAGAUCCAUCUCCUCCCCGCCCCCACCCCUACCCCAAGUUAUGGUUUGUUGGUGUUUAUUUGUGUGGUUAUUUUCCUCUUUCGGUGUGAUGUGAGAAGCUUCGGGGAGGCAAGGGCUGCAGAUAGCCAACCGAGCAAGCCGAGACAGUCUAGGACCCUCGGCCCUAGUCAGCUCCUGGGCACAGCAGGGAAGGAGGCCUGGUAAACGGUUCAGUUUUUGCUCCUCUCACCCCUAUCCCUUCCCUUGAGGCUGGCACAGCUUUCGGAGCCCUGGGCCCUUUUGUGAUGAUCGAGAUCAAUGCCCUAAAUUCUCUCCUAUCCCCUCCCUGGUCCAGUGUGGCUGUUCCUCCCACACUCGGCCCCCCCUUUUCCCCCCAAAUACCUCUGAGGAUUUCUAGGUUCCCAGAAGCAGCUACCUUUUGACAAAGUCUCCUUUGGGCCCGUAGGGAGCAGAGAAGGGCACUUCCUUUUACAAACCCAGGAACAAUUGAAUUUUAGGGGAUCAAAAUAAGAGUGGUGGUAGGGGAAAUGUUCCAUUUUCUUUCGUUGAAGGCCUCUUUCCAUCCUCUUGUACAGAGUUUUUAAAAGAUUCUAUUUAUUAUGCUUUCUGAAAAAAAUGUUGUGUGAUAAUUUAAUGUUUUUAACCAUUAAAUUAAUAUUGAGCAUUC